This is a messenger RNA of Marmota monax (woodchuck), 962 nucleotides long. RefSeq names its product COPI coat complex subunit zeta 2 (gene Copz2). The coding region runs from base 27 to 674 and encodes 215 amino acids. Gene Ontology annotation, biological process: intra-Golgi vesicle-mediated transport; retrograde vesicle-mediated transport, Golgi to endoplasmic reticulum; intracellular protein transport. The record is from RefSeq and is a predicted model, not a curated record. Gene Ontology annotation, cellular component: COPI vesicle coat. Lineage: Eukaryota; Metazoa; Chordata; Mammalia; Rodentia; Sciuridae. The transcript is spliced from 9 exons.
GCUGUCAGUGCGAGGCGGCUAGAGGAAUGCAGCGGCCCGAGGCCUGGCCACGUCCGCACCCGGGGGAGGGGGCCGCGGCUGCCCAGGCCGGGGGCCCGACGCCGCCCGCCGGAGCCGGGGAGCCCUCGGGGCUGCGGUUACAGGAACCUUCCCUCUACACCAUCAAGGCUGUUUUCAUCCUAGAUAAUGAUGGGCGACGGCUGCUGGCCAAGUAUUAUGAUGACACAUUCCCAUCCAUGAAGGAGCAGAUGGUUUUUGAGAAAAAUGUCUUCAACAAGACCAGUAAGACUGAGACCCUUCCACCUCUAGGUGAGAUCGCAUUUUUUGGGGGCAUGACCAUCGUCUACAAGAGCAGCAUUGACCUCUUCCUGUAUGUGGUGGGCUCAUCCCAUGAGAACGAGCUGAUGCUCAUGUCUGUUCUCACCUGCCUGUUUGAGUCUCUGAGCCACAUGUUAAGGAAGAAUGUGGAGAAGCGCUGGUUGCUGGAGAACAUGGAUGGAGCCUUCUUGGUGCUGGAUGAGAUUGUGGAUGGCGGUGUGAUUCUGGAAAGUGACCCUCAGCAAGUGAUCCAGAAAGUGAAUUUUAGGGCAGAUGACAGCAGCUUAACUGAACAGAGUGUGACCCAGGUUCUCCAGUCUGCCAAGGAACAAAUUAAAUGGUCGUUACUGAAAUGAAGGCUCUGGAUUCAAGGCUUCCUUCCCCAAGAGAACCAUUUCCCCAUUCCUAGCAAAAGCCCAAGGGGCAGAAGAAACCCUUCUGCCUUCCCAGGCCUCCCCCAGAACUGACCCUUGAGGAGCUGGGCCAGGGAUUCUGAGAAGCAAAGGGUUGGCCCCUGCUCGGUUACCCCUUCUCAGUGCCCUGGCCUGCCCUGGGCCAUGGGAACCAGCUGAGCUGCUUUGCUCAGAACUUCUCCUAGACUUUUGGAGUCAGGGCCCUAAUAAAUCUGCUUUGUCUCCUGCCAA